This is a messenger RNA of Knipowitschia caucasica, 660 nucleotides long. NCBI's taxonomy places the organism in Eukaryota, Metazoa, Chordata, Actinopteri, Gobiiformes, Gobiidae. The record is from the annotation of a GenBank genome assembly.
AUGCGGAAAUCUGCCGGUGCGAAGAGGUGGGAGGGGGCGGUGUGUGUCGGCGUCUGUGUGUGUGUGUGUAACUUCACGCUGCACCUGCCUCCAAUCGAGCGCGAAGCCGACACGACCUCACAAUCUGGGGCUGAAAGUUUCUACACGGAUGAGGAGAACCAAUACCGCGAAGGCGUAGACCCGGCUGAAGACUGUGAUGAUGAAGAUCUUCCACCCUCUUCAGCAUCUCCAGAUACUGAACCUCGGGCCGUCACAUUUCACAGACCAAAAGAAGUGGAGGCCAAAGCAGAGCUGGAGGCCGAAGCAGAGCUGGAGGCCGAAGCAGAGCUGGAGGCCGAAGCAGAGCUGGAGGCCGAAGCAGUGCUGGAGGCCGAAGCAGUGCUGGAGGCCGAAGCAGAGCUGGAGGCCGAAGCAGAGCUGGAGGCCGAAGCAGAGCUGGAGGCCGAAGCAGUGCUGGAGGCCGAAGCAGUGCUGGAGGCCGAAGCAGAUCUCCACCACAGCCUGGACCUGUACUUCCUCAAGCCAGCUGGAACAGUGAACUGGAUUCCGAUGAUUGCCACCCGAAAAAGUUCAAGCCCAAAAGGACACCAGGGCACCAGCUUCAUGCAGACUACUGGAAACAACAUUCUAUUUUCAGUACACCUUUUCCGCCAAAAGUAA